AUGUCUCGGCCGUCAGCUCAUCCCGAGCGCCCGCUCUCCCUCACAGAGGAACUUGAGAAAUUAGAACAGUCUAUCACCUUGACGCUCCAGGAGAUCGAUCAAAACUUCAGCCAAGCACACCGCAUAGUCACAACGAGCAUUCUGCCACUGGUAGAGCAGUACACUGAGCAUUCCCGCGAUGUCUGGGACGGUGCCAAGUUCUGGAAACAAUUCUUCGAAGCCAGCGCCAAUGUUUCACUGUCUGGAUAUGAAGAACGACCAAAUGAAGACGAGACAAUUCAGGAGCCCACGGCAACGGAAGAGGAACUUGACGUCGACAUAACUAAAAGCACGAGCCACGAAGACGAUCAUUCCUACGAUACCCCUGCAUCACAACGCCACAAUAUUCCUCACGGCCAUGGAGAUGAUCUGGAUCUUACAGCUCUCGCUAUUUCCUCGCAUAGUACUCCGCGCGCACCCUCCCAACAAACUGGCGAUGACAUGACCGUAUCUUCUGUCGAGCAUUCCUCAUAUGAGGACUUACGGAGGCAGAUCAACGAGACAGAGGCGCCUUUCAACAUGCCCGACUCAUCAACACUCCCAUCGACUCCAGGCCGGCAACCAUUCUUCCCACACGGAGCCUCAUCCGAAACUCCGAUGUCAUCUCCCUUUAUUCCGCCCGCGUCAGCCAGAUACCAGUCCGCAUCGCGAGAUGACCGCCAUCAGAAAUCUUCAGACCCGGUGCUGCACCAAAUGCUUGACAAAACUUACCGUGUUCAAGCUACCCCUCUCGGAAAGGGAUACCAUAACCCAGGCGGAGGCGCUAGCACCCGCUCCAAAUUCGCGGUUACCCCAAAUCAAGCUGCGUCUGGCUCGAGAUAUGCCUUUAAUGAUUCACCGAUGUCUAGCCCCGAGCCUGAAGCUCCUCAGAUGCACUCUGAGAUAUUUUCUUCGCCAAUUAAAGGCGUCGAUUUGACCCCUGGAACGGACCGUAAGCGACGCACUAGUAGCAACCGCAUGCGCGGUACCCCCAAGCCGGGUUUCAGUGUUUUGACACCAGCAAAGAAGUCUGGUGGCAAUCGUGCGCUGUGGGAUAGUGAUGAUGAUUUGGAUGAGGAUUUCGGCCCUAGUCCUCCUAAGACGAUGCAGUUCCAUAUACCUCAGAGUCGACUGAUGCAGACACCUGCCAAGGAAGCCUCCAAGCGCAUUGUGACGGAUUUGCUGGCUACCGCUGGGGCGGGUGACAUUACUGACGACUUCGAAGAUGACCAGAGUCCAAGUGUCAUCCGCCGUAUGGAAAAGCUGGAAGAUGAUACCUUUUAG
Molecule: messenger RNA, 1302 nt
Organism: Penicillium longicatenatum
Lineage: Eukaryota; Fungi; Ascomycota; Eurotiomycetes; Eurotiales; Aspergillaceae
Product: DASH complex subunit ASK1
Exons: 4
Coding region: 1-1302 (433 amino acids)
Biological process (GO): attachment of spindle microtubules to kinetochore
Cellular component (GO): mitotic spindle pole body; mitotic spindle; DASH complex
Source: RefSeq, a predicted model, not a curated record